ACCUGAUCCGUGCUGUUAACCACAGACCACAAGUUACCAGACGUAUGUUAACAACUGACCUAACAACGUAGUGUUAACUUGUAGGUUGUGAGAGUGGAAAUCCGGUUCCGGUCUACAGGCACGAAAAAUGGGUAAGGUUAAGUGUUCCGAGCUUCGGACGAAAGACAAGAAAGAACUGCUGAAACAGCUGGAUGAGCUCAAAACUGAGCUUACCAACCUUAGGGUUGCGAAGGUGACGGGGGGAGCUGCUUCUAAGCUUUCCAAAAUUCGAGUUGUGCGAAAAGCUAUUGCUCGAGUGUAUAUUGUGAUGCAUCAGAAGCAGAAGGAGAAUUUACGGAAACUUUUUAAGAACAAAAAGUACAAACCUCUGGACCUGAGACCGAAGAAGACUCGUGCAAUUCGCAGAGCACUCUCUAAGCAUGAAAGUGGUAUUAAGACCUUGAAGGAAAUAAGGAAACGACGAGCACAUCCACCAAGAAAGUUUGCUGUUAAGGCUUGAAAUGCAUGUCUGUUGAUUUGCUGUAUCAUAAAUAAAAUAUACAUUUGAAAAAUUA
Molecule: messenger RNA, 554 nt
Organism: Zootermopsis nevadensis
Lineage: Eukaryota; Metazoa; Arthropoda; Insecta; Blattodea; Termopsidae
Gene: RpL35
Product: Ribosomal protein L35
Biological process (GO): maturation of LSU-rRNA from tricistronic rRNA transcript (SSU-rRNA, 5.8S rRNA, LSU-rRNA); translation
Cellular component (GO): ribosome; cytosolic large ribosomal subunit
Molecular function (GO): structural constituent of ribosome; mRNA binding
Source: RefSeq, a predicted model, not a curated record